Aureobasidium melanogenum CBS 110374 is the source of this 3714-nucleotide messenger RNA. RefSeq lists its product as uncharacterized. Gene Ontology annotation, molecular function: phosphorelay sensor kinase activity. Lineage: Eukaryota; Fungi; Ascomycota; Dothideomycetes; Dothideales; Saccotheciaceae. The coding region runs from base 1 to 3714 and encodes 1237 amino acids. The record is from RefSeq and is a predicted model, not a curated record. Gene Ontology annotation, biological process: phosphorylation; phosphorelay signal transduction system. The transcript is spliced from 3 exons.
AUGUCGAGUCCUUCACACGUCCCAAGGCUCGCCGACGUAGGCAUCCUUGAGCUCUUACAAAAUGACGAUCGCCCGACCUUCGUUCUUGGACCAUCGGCUACGCUAACCACAUCACAAUACGAGCAAGAGAUUGUGUUCACGAACAUCGCCCUUGAUACCUUUUUAGCUGAACAUGCACAACCGGGUGCUUUCGACUCUUGGUCCCGAGCGUUGAUCGAAAGUCCAAAAGAGCGUGGCAGGACAUGGACAUUUUCUGGAAGAGCCUGGACAAGCACACUGGUUGGGGGCAUAUGGCGAAUAGUGUACUGUGCCCAACAAACGAUUAUUACGGAUGCGAACCCGAAGCCUGAGCCCGGUAACGAACUACAGCAUGAUGGUCGUGUGAGCAGGCGAAAGCCUCUGUCAUGGGACGCACCUCCACCGCCGCCGUCAUGGGAUGUUCUCACACCUCCACCGCCGGCAGGAUUAACGCCCAAGGUUCUGGACUGGACGAAGUUUGAUGUACCGGAUCUCCCUCCGCACGUUCAGUUUAUCAAAAACUUCGAUUGGGCUUCAACACCGAUAGGUCCUAUCAACAAGUGGCCGGGUCACUUGAGUGCCUUUGUCAUUAGUAUCUGCACAAAUCCUGAUCCACGCAUCAUAGUAUGGGGCGAGAAGCUCACCAUGAUCUACAACGAAGCUUGCGCCUCCUUAAUUGGUGAAAAGCAUCCUUACGCCAUGGGAAGGAGUUGCUCCGAGAUACAAGCAGAGAUAUGGCCGCAGAUGUCGACGCUGUUCCAACCCGCACUUCUGGAGGGCAAAGCGAUUAAAUCUACCAAAGAGCUCUCGUUCCAAGAAAGGAAUGGCCUCCUUGAAGAGACCUACUGGAACUUCAUCAUCUUCCCAAUCAUUGGUGAGGAUGGUUAUGCUAUGGGCGCAAUACAUUCCUUGGUAGAGUUGAGUUCGCUUGUCAUCAACGAACGCAGAGCAACUGUGGUUGAGAAGACGAAGGAGCGGGUUUCCACCAGUACAACCAUAUCUGAAAUUUGGACCCAAUGUCUAGCUUCUCUUGAGGCGUACCCAGAGGACGUUCCUUUUGCACUAAUCUACUCCAACGACGAUGACAGCAUCUCGUCAGCUUCCAGCUCCUGGGCGAACUCUCUGAAGAAAUAUCAACUUCAUGGUUCUCUCGGUAUCAAUCAGAAUAAUUCUGCAAUACCCAGUACAUUCGACCUAACUGAAAGCAAAUCAGUCUAUGGUUUGGCCAGGGCUUGUCGAAGCGCUGUCAUUGACAAAACGACAGUUAUCCUGCGCCGUCGUGACAACACAUUGCCUGCCGACCUUGCAACAGCAAUACCUGGUCGAGGUUGGGAGGAUCCGGUCGAAACGGUUUGCGUGAUGCCGAUUGCUUUAAAUGGCGCUGGCGCUCUGGCUUUCUUCAUACUUGGACUUAAUCCUCGAAGGCCGUUUAACGAAGACUCUCUGCAGUUUGCGCACAAUCUUCGUGAUGUGCUUACGAAGUCCACCUCGCUUCUCAGUCAAGCCAAGUUUGAGGAAAUCCAUGACAACCUCUCGGCGCAAUUGAAGAUAAGCACUUUGAAAGCAGCGCGCAACGAGGAAAAGUUCACUCGCAUGGCUGAGACAGCACCAAUAGGAAUAUGUACCCUGGCACCUGACGGCAAACCCAUUUAUUGUAACGACGAAUAUCUCAGACUUGUUGGCACGCCACGAGAGUACGACUGGCAGGCAAUCUGGGAUUCUCAAGCAAAAUGGCAAGAGCAUGUCCAUCCCGAUGACAUACAUGGUAUCGCGGUAGCCUGGAAGACACUUUUGGCCAAGGAGAAGACCUCAGUGAAUGUUGAGUACAGAGUCACGAGGCCUUGGACUUCUGUGGACAAAGCCACUGGUAGUCAACUUACCGGUCCGACAUGGCUGAUGAACUAUGCGGCAGCGGAAUAUGAUGAAAACGGUGAUGUAAUCUUUAUUCAUGCCUGGCUGCAUGAAACCUCCUUCAGACAUUACACAGAAACUCUGUUGUCCAAUCGCCUGCAGGAAGCACUGGAGACAAAGCGUGCUUCCGAAAACUUCAUCGACAUGGUCUCUCAUGAGCUCCGAAACCCUCUUUCAGCAAUUUUGCAAUCAGCAGAUGGUAUAAUAACAGGUCUUGACGACCAGGAAGCACGGAAGAAGAAAGGCACCGAAAUGCUCGACGGAGUUCUUGAAGCAGCUCAGACCAUCAUUCUGUGCGCCCAACAUCAGAAAUGCAUUGUUGAUGACAUCUUGUGCCUUUCGAAGCUCGACUCAAAUCUUCUGGUCAUCACCCCGGAUAAGGUCUCGCCACCACAAUUGAUAGGCAAAGUCCUCAAAAUGUAUGAAGCCGAGCUCGCAAGAGCAUCGGUUCUAGGUAAGAUGGAGGUCGAACAGAGCUACCAUGACAUCCUGAACUCUCGUCAUGCAAUGUUGGAUCCGAGUCGCCUACUCCAGGUGAUCAUAAACUUGCUCACGAACGCGAUCAAAUUCACCCAAUUCUCCGAGAAACGUGGGUUGACAAUAUACCUUGGAGCCUCGUAUGAAAGACCAACUGGAGCCCGUCACAAUCUAGCUUUCAUCAAACCCCGUAACGCGCGACACGAGCACUCGGUACCUCUAUCUUCUGAAUGGGGUCAGGGCGAAGAUGUAUAUUUACAGAUUGCUGUUCAAGAUACAGGGAGAGGACUUAGCGAGGAGGAGAUGAGUCUCCUGUUCCAACGCUUCUCCCAAGCCAGCCCAAAGACUUACAAACAGUACGGAGGAAGCGGUCUAGGGUUAUUCAUUAGUCGAGAACUGUGCGAGUUACAAGGUGGCCAGAUCGGUGUCAGUAGCCCUGGGCCGGGACAGGGAACCACCUUUGCUUUCUAUGUCCGUGCUCGACGAUGUCCCCAAGAAGCGACUUCCACUCCGGAGUCGCCCGUUGCUUUACAACACGUCUGGAACACACCGGUCACUGGUUCGACAGCUAUGCCACAGCCUCACGAUUUCGGUGGCGUCAAAAAUAUUCGCCCCUCCGCUCCAAUACGCACACGUUCGUCCACAAAUACACGGACACCGUCAAAACCAGCUACAUCUGAUAGACCAUUGCAUGUACUCGUCGUUGAAGACAACUUGAUCAACCAGCGAGUCAUGGCCCAACAGCUUCGAAAGCAAGGCUGUAUCGUUCAUAUCGCCAACCACGGACUCGAAGCACUCACUUUCCUUGGCACUUCCGCCUUCUCUUCAGCAAACCCUUUGACGCCUCUGGACGUAGUACUCAUGGAUCAAGAAAUGCCAGUCAUGGACGGCAUCACCUGCGUAAGAGAGAUUCGAGCUCGAGAGGCGACUCAAGAGUUCAAUGGACAUGUACCGGUCAUUGCUGUUACAGCCAACGCGAGGAGCGAGCAGAUCACGGUCAUGAUGCAAGCUGGCAUGGACUCAGUGGUAACAAAACCCUUCAGAAUCCCUGAGCUUGUGCCACAAAUGCGGAAACUAGCCGAAAAUACUAACCCAUCUCAAUCGACCGAUGGUGAGGGUGAUGACACCAAAGAACGACCUCCAAUACCUCCCGAGCCGCAGGAUUCGGGAAACGCAACUGUGGUUCCAGAGCGUCCCAAAGUGACCACAAAAAUAUCCUCGACAUGGGAGAAGGUCAAGGGCGACCAAGCAUCAAACUGUCGCUACCGAUAUCUUUCAAGACAUGGAUACAGAUUCAUGAUGUGGUAA